UGCCCACACAUUGAAAGUGAUUCACGCCUUCACUGAAGCUCCUCCCACAGCCAUUAAUCAAUAAAUUAACCAACAAACCAGCAGGAGAAAGAAUCCAGCUGAAAUCUUCAAGACAGACUGUUGUUGGAGUUGAUGUGAGAGAAACUUGAGAACAUGAGAGAUUCAGAACCAUGCAGGAUGGAAACUGAAAGAGCCGAGGAACAAAGAGAUACUAUGGAAGUGAUAAAGGACAGUCAAGAUGAGCUGAAUGAAGUUGACAAGAAACAUCAACGUUUAAAAACAAAGCAGAAAGUUUCACAUAAAAAAACAGGAGCCAAAAUGUCUUUCAGUUGCACCGAGUGUGAAAAGAGUUUCUCAAAAGCUGGACACCUUGCAGAUCACAUGAAAACCCACGCUAAGAAGAAGACUUUUACAUGCCGUCUGUGUGGGAAGGGCUUCGCCAUUAAAAAAGUCCUUGAAAGACACAUGAAAAUUCACAGCGGAGAGAAACCUUUCACAUGCCAUCAAUGUGAAAAGAGUUUUACAGAGAAAGGUAACCUUAAGAGACACAUGAGAACGCACACUGGAGAGAAACCUUUCACGUGCCAACAGUGCGGGAAGAGCUUCACCAAUAAAUCAAGCCAAAUGAUGCACAUGACAAUUCACACCGGAGAGAAACCUUUUACGUGUCAUCAAUGUGGAAAGAGUUUCACACGAGAAGUGAAUCUUAAGGUACACGUGAAAAUUCACCGUGGAGAUAAUAUUUUCACAUGCCAUCAGUGUGAAAAGAGUUUCUCAAGCGAACGUUACCUUAAGACACACAUGAGAAUUCACACUGGAGAGAAACUUCCCUCAUGCGAUCAGUGUGGAAAGAGUUUCGCAGAUGAACGUUACCUUAAGAUACACGUGAGAACGCACACUGAAGAGACACCUUUCGUAUGCCACCAUUGCGGAAAGUGCUGUAUAUCGGAAAGUAUCCUUAGGGUUCACAUGAGAAUUCAUUCUGCCGAGAAACCUUUUUCAUGCAAUCAGUGUGAAAAGAGUUUUAAAUGUAAGAGUAGCCUUGAGACGCACAUUAAAACUCAUACUGGAGAGAAACCUUUUGCAUGCCUUCAGUGUGGAAAUAGCUUCGCAGACAAAGGCAACCUUAAUAAACACAUGAGAAUCCACACCGGAGAGAAGCCUUUCAAAUGCCAUCAGUGUGAAAAAAGCUUUUCAGACAAAGGCCGCCUUACCAGACACUUACAGGUGCACACUGGAGAAAAACAUUUCACGUGCCGUCAGUGCGGGAAGGGUUUCAGGGAUAAAUCGCACCUUGAGAGACACAUGAAAAUUCAUAGCGGAGAGAAAGCUUGCAAAUGCCAUCAGUGCGGGAAGGGUUUCAACGAUAAAGCAGACCUCAUGAGACACGUGAGAAUUCACACUGGAGAGAAACCAUUCAUAUGCCAUCACUGUGCAAAGACUUUUACGGAUAAAAGUAAUCUUCAGACCCACUUAAGAAUUCACACUGGAGAGAAACCUUUUACGUGCCAACAGUGUGGAAAGAGUUUUAUAAAUUCAAGUAACCUCAAGAAACACAUGUUAGUUCACACUGGAGAGAAACCGUAUGCAUGUAAUCAGUGUGAAAAGAGUUUUACAAGUAAUGAUAACCUUCAGAAACACAUGGUAAAACAUUACAAUGUGAAUUGACAUUGUUGCAGUAUCACUACCAGGGCUUGACAUUGACUUUAUUACUCAUUAGCUACAGUGGUUUUCCAAAGUUACUAGCCACUCAGUAUUUUCACUGGCCAUUUUACCCUUGGGGUCUAGGUCCCAUACCAGAAGACUUGGGAAGGGAACUACAGUAAUCAAUUCUGUUCAUUGCAUAGCCUGAAGGCCAAAUUAAGGGAAUAAAUUAAUCAAUUCUGUUUUUCAUUAUUUGGCCUUAUUUGGCUCUUAUUCAAAAUAUAAUCAAUGUUUCCGUAAGCAACUUUGUUGUGAUAUUUUAAUUUCUGUUUUUAUUCUUAUUUUAAUUGUUUAAUGCUUUGACUGUACUAACAGAACAGGCAUGCCAAUAAAGUGCUUUAAAUGUAAUUGAAAGUAGGUAAUUUUUGGAAUUUGGCUAUUGCAACAUUAUGAAUAAAUUCUGCUGAAUUGAAUGAAAUAAACAUUUAAAAAUAAAAAGUGAAAUCAUAAUGAGAAAUAUUGAAGAAAUAAUUCAGAAGUAUACACAAGCAUUAAAAUAUGGACAAUAUGGUGCAUCUUUACUUUUGUUCAACUCGGAUAUCCUUUUUAAGCUGUCGGAAAAAACAGUUAACCUGUGAUUUUAAUCUUGAACUUUUGUGACUUUUUCUCAUUUAUGGCCAUGAACAUGCAUGCAAAGUUUGGACACGCUGAUAUGUUUUGAAGUGUACCCAAAUAAUUUUGUAACGAUUUUGAUGUUCGCAGGUCAAUUUGACCCGCAUAUUUUUUGUUCCAAAGCAAC
Molecule: messenger RNA, 2443 nt
Organism: Misgurnus anguillicaudatus (oriental weatherfish)
Lineage: Eukaryota; Metazoa; Chordata; Actinopteri; Cypriniformes; Cobitidae
Source: RefSeq, a predicted model, not a curated record